Messenger RNA from Sphaeroforma arctica JP610, 815 nucleotides. RefSeq names its product ubiquitin-conjugating enzyme E2 5. Gene Ontology annotation, cellular component: nucleus. The record is from RefSeq and is a predicted model, not a curated record. Gene Ontology annotation, molecular function: ubiquitin conjugating enzyme activity. The transcript is spliced from 6 exons. Gene Ontology annotation, biological process: ubiquitin-dependent protein catabolic process; protein polyubiquitination. Lineage: Eukaryota; Ichthyosporea; Ichthyophonida. The annotation marks the transcript as partial.
CAUGAUGUCCGAAUAUGACAUCACACUCGUGAAUGACAGCAUGAUGGAGUUCAUUAUCUUCAUGGAUGGUCCUAAAGAUAGUCCUUACGAAGGCGGUAGAUGGAAGAUCAAAUGUGAACUGCCCAAUGGAUACCCAUAUAAAAGCCCUUCGAUUGGGUUCCUGAAUAAAAUAUUCCACCCAAAUAUUGAUGAAUCAUCGGGCUCUGUAUGUCUGGAUGUGAUCAAUCAAACUUGGAGCCCAAUGUUCGAUCUUCUCAACGUAUUUGAAACGUUCCUGCCACAACUUCUAUGUUACCCCAAUCCCGCUGAUCCGCUGAAUGGUGAGGCCGCGGCCCUGCUGCUGAGAGAGCCCGAAGCCUACAAAAACAGAGUUAAAGAUUACGUUAGAAAGUACGCAUCGCCGGCCGCGCUUAAAGAUGUUGAAGGUGCUGGUGGAGACGAUGAUGAGGAGAGUGAAUUAAGUGAGAUGGAGGAUCUAACGGAUGAAGAAGACAGCAAAACCUUUGAUAUGGAAUGAUCUUUUAUCGGAUAAAAAUCAACGAAUGUUCUAGAGUAGGAGUCAAUAGUUUACGACAUGUUUUGACAGCUGCUAUAUUCGAACGCAGUCGUACUGAAAGAAUCGACAUAUGCGAUAUGUUAGGACAACCAAAUUGUGUAGGGCUAGCGGUCAUGUCCGUACAAGCAGCAGCUGCUCGCUCGAUGGAGUUAUGAGUUCCGUUGGCCUCUUAAGGUUACACAAGUGAUCACGAGAGACUAUAUUAAACUUGUAUGGUGUACAAGUGUAAAACAAAUAAAUUAAAUUUGAAAUAAUGCCC